This is a messenger RNA of Vicia villosa (hairy vetch), 2431 nucleotides long. RefSeq lists its product as uncharacterized. The record is from RefSeq and is a predicted model, not a curated record. The transcript is spliced from 6 exons. Gene Ontology annotation, biological process: protein transport. The coding region runs from base 187 to 2067 and encodes 626 amino acids. NCBI's taxonomy places the organism in Eukaryota, Viridiplantae, Streptophyta, Magnoliopsida, Fabales, Fabaceae.
GUCGCCUUCUUCAACCCCUCCUUCACAAAUAAAUAUCCUUUUCUUAAUUUCCUAUUACAUUUUCUUUCUUUCUUUUCUUUCACUUCAGUCUGCAACACACUACUUCUUUAACCGUCAGUGCCGAACUUCGCAUCUUGAUCUUCCGAUUCAGAAACACCUUACUCACUCAACAUUCUCUUCUCCACCAUGCUGGAUGGACUACUCGGAAAAACCUUCGCCGCUAAAUGUAAACCGUUACUCAAAUUAACCAAGAAUCGGAUUGAAGUCAUAAGGAGGAAGAGAAGAGCCACCGAGAAGUUUCUCAAGAAAGAUGUUGCUGAUCUUUUGCACAGCGGUCUUGAUAUCAAUGCCUACGGAAGGGCGGAAGGACUCUUGGUUGAGUUGAUGCUCUCAUCUUGUUAUGGUUUUGUGGAGAAAUCCUGUGAGCUUGUGUUGAAGCAUCUAUCAGUCAUGCAGAAAAUAAGUGGCUGCCCUGAAGAAUGUAGGGUGGCAGUAUCAUCUUUGAUGUUUGCAGCUGCAAGAUUUUCCGAUUUACCAGAGUUACGUGACCUUAGGCAAAUAUUUCAGGACAGAUAUGGGAAUUCCAUUGAAUGUUUUGUCAAUAAAGAGUUUGCUGCAAAUUUGAACUCAAAGUCUUCUUCUACAUUGGAGAAGAAGGUCUGCUUGAUGCAAGAAAUUGCAUCAGAAUUUUCAAUAAACUGGGACUCCAAGUCUUUCGAACUAAGGAUGUCAAAACCGUCUGCAUUUGCACAGGACCGGAGCGCUAUAAUAUGUAACAAUUUGUUUGAUUAUGAUAAAUCAUCAUCAUUCAGCAAGGAUUUUAACCAGAAUGAUGUUAUGUUGGAGAAUCACAAGGAAGAUGUUAUCCCAAAUAUAGAUUAUCAUGAUCUUCAGCAUCAGUUCUCUGUCCUCGGAAAAGGAUUCAAGCCACUAAAUGGUUGUGAAGUUCUUGGGCAAAAGGAUGGUCAUGAUAAUUCUUUAACAGGAAGGGAGGAGGUUACUGCUACGAAGACUGAUAGAAGCUAUAGGAAGGAGGGUAGUAUUCUAAAACCACUUGGACAAUCAUUUCAGGAGAAAACAUUGGAACAAUUUGAAGAUGGUUCCAAGCUGCAUGACAGUUUGGGGAAAACGACUCCAAGAAAAAGCCCAGACACUACAACUUCUACUCGAAUAGGAUCACGUUUCAGGAGUAAUGCGGAGCAAACAUGUGCUGAUAAAUCUGAGAGAAAAGUUCAAAAUGAUGAAAUGCCUAUGCAAAAGCCUUGCUUUAGUAAUGUCAUUCCACCUCCAUAUGUUAAACAUAUUUCUAAGCAUCAGAACAAAACAUGUGGAGUCAAUAAUGUAUCUUCACAUACUGACAGUGACGGUUUCUUUACAUGUCCUUCGGUUCAUGAAAACUCUGAUGCUGCUCCCAUGUCAGGAAGGAUCCAAAUUGGUUCGAAUGAAUCUGACCUUAAUUGGAAGGCAAGUAGUAGACACAAGAGACUGAGCAAACAGAGUCCUAAAAAUGAAUACUAUUUUCCUGAAGAUGCUAAAGAAAUCCCUAUGGUAAAACCAAAAUCUACAAGGAGGAAGCACUCAAGAUCACGAUCUAGUCACUAUGAUGCCCCUAAUGUAGAUACUGAACUUGUGAGAAAAGCAAGAAGCAGAAGUAGGAGACGAGGUGAAUCAAGACGUGGUCAGCCAAAUUUGUUUGAGGAUGAGAGGCAUCAAAAGGCUGAAGAGGAAAGAGUAAUAGAUAAGUUACUGAUUCAUUAUAGCAAUAAACCGUCUAUUCUAGUGCCUGAAAUAGUAAGAAAAAAGUCAAACAGUCAUCAUGAACAUAACAUGGGCAAUUCAACGAAGGAACUAAUGCAGAAUGGAAGUGGAGAUGGAUCUGAUGAGACACCAGAGAUGGUUACUCUUGCCCUACGAUCAGUUUCUCUUCCUCGCGAACAAACUAGAGUAUUAGAAGCUAAGAAAGAAUUUGUCCGUGCUGUUUCUUUUCAGCCAAAUAGGCAUGUGCAUCCCAAGCUACCUGAUUAUGAUGAUUUAGCAACUAGGCUUGCUUCCUUAAGAGGAUCAUAAGGUAAAGUACAGAAACACAGUAAAUGCUCCUCCCUCAUCAGUAUGAUUGCAUUUAUUAUGAUUAUCACACACACUUUAGUCUAAUAUACACCCGGUGGCGCUUUUAUUGCAAAUUGUUUACUUUUUUGGAUAUGUCCCACUACUAUAGGGUACACACAAUAUCAAUUCAUUUUUUCAAUUCAUGAUUGUAAAAGUAGCUAUAAGUCAUAACAAAAAUUGACAGUGUUCCUACACACUUUGAGUUGAGGCGGAAAGGAUAUUGAGAUGGGCACUAUUGCUACAGAGCUCUUGCUCAUCCCUUAUCCUUUCCUCCUUUCAUUGUACAAUGUUACUAGUGUAUUUAAACAUAUGUUAUUUUAUAGUA